CAAAUGAACCGUUAAAACUUAUCAUCAACUCCCCUUUCAUAUUCAUAAUAAUAAUAUUUCCCAGAAAAAUACACAUUCCUUAUUUUCUUUAAAAGGGCCAUUGCCAAUUCAGUCAAUUCUCGUUAAAAAUCCCUAUCUCAAUCUUUCCCCUUUAACUAACUCGACCAUGGACCUUGAAAUGUCAUCAAUGGCGGAUGCACUGGGUUUGUCUGUAUCAGUACUCACAUUUCUUCUAUGUUAUGUUGCCACAAUACCCAUCAGCCUUUUUUGGCGAUUUAUACCUAGAACUUUUCCUAAACACAUUUAUUCUUCAUUAACUGGUAUUGUUCUAUGUUAUCUCUCUUUUGGGGUUUCUUCUAACCUCCAUUUUCUUAUUUCUAUCCUAAUUGGGUAUGUUUCCAUGCUCGUUUAUCGCCCUAAAUGUGGGCUCAUCACUUUCUUUGCUGCUUUUGGGUAUUUGAUUGGCUGCCAUGUUUAUUACAUGAGCGGAGACGCAUGGAAGGAGGGUGGAAUCGAUGCUACUGGUGCGUUGAUGGUCUUGACACUCAAAGUCAUCUCUUGCGCAAUAAAUUAUCAAGAUGGACUUUUGCAAGACAAAGAUCUACGUGAAGCACAAAAAAAGAAUCGGUUGCUAAAAAUGCCUUCCUUUAUCGAAUAUGUUGCUUAUUGCCUCUGCUGUGGGAGUCACUUUGCUGGACCCGUAUUUGAAAUGAAGGAUUAUCUUGAUUGGACCGAAGGGAAAGGGCUCUGGAGCCCAUCCGAGAAACAACCAUCACCUUGGGGUGCGGUAGCAAGGGCUCUUCUUCAAGCUGCUAUAUGCAUGGCUCUGUAUCUAUACUUGGUGCCAUAUUUCCCUUUGACAACUUUCACCAACCCCUUGUAUCGGAAUUGGGGAUUCUUUAAAAAGUUGAGCUAUCAGUACAUGUGUGGAUUUACUGCACGGUGGAAGUAUUACUUCAUCUGGUCUAUCUCCGAAGCAUCCAUGAUAAUAUCUGGUUUCGGGUUUAGUGGAUGGAUGGGUACUUCCCCGCCAAAACCCAAGUGGGAUCGUGCCAAAAACGUUGAUAUCUUUGGAGUUGAGUUGGCAAAGAGUGCUGUUCAAAUUCCACUUGUCUGGAACAUCCAAGUUAGCACUUGGCUUCGCCACUAUGUCUAUGAAAGACUGGUUCAGAAGGGUAAGAAGGCUGGCUUCUUUCAGCUGCUUGCCACACAGACAGUCAGUGCUAUUUGGCAUGGAGUAUAUCCUGGUUACAUCAUUUUCUUCGUUCAGUCGGCUUUGAUGAUUGCUGGCUCGAGAGUUAUCUAUAGAUGGCAGCAGGCUAUGUCCUCGGAUCUUCUGCAGAAGAUAUUAAAGUUUGUGAACUUUACGUAUACACUGAUGGUUCUGAAUUAUUCUUCCGUUGGUUUCAUGGUACUAAGCUUGCAUGAAACCUUGACAGCGUAUAGAAGUGUGUAUUAUAUCGGCACCAUUGUUCCCAUCAUUGUUUUACUGUUUGGUUACAUUGUCAAGCCUCCAAGACGGUCAAAAGCUCAGACGAAAGAGCAGUAAGCCGAACAGGACAAUUUACGUAUCAGUCUCUUCUGUGGUUGUAGAUGGCUCAAAAAUAGCCUCACUGCUGAUCAAUCUGAAGAAUAGAUUGUGUUUUCCGCUGCUUUCAACCGCUGAAUAUUGAUUGUGCUUCCCGCUGCUUUUAAUCUGUCGUCUUUUUACUGAAUAUGUUGAUUUGUCGAUUUCUCUGUUCGUCGAGAUUUAUUUUCGAAACUACAUUACUGGUUAAUGUGUAGGGCUGUUAAAUAUUCAAAGGUGCAUAAUUGAAAAUGUCAAAGUAGUUUGUAAGCUUGAUUCAUUUCUGGGUUAAAAGGAUGAUUUCUUAAUCAUUGAACAAAAUUUUUAAAUUUGAAAAAAUCAUUUUAAA
Molecule: messenger RNA, 1916 nt
Organism: Amaranthus tricolor (Joseph's coat)
Lineage: Eukaryota; Viridiplantae; Streptophyta; Magnoliopsida; Caryophyllales; Amaranthaceae
Product: lysophospholipid acyltransferase 1-like
Exons: 8
Coding region: 167-1549 (460 amino acids)
Biological process (GO): triglyceride biosynthetic process; phospholipid biosynthetic process; lipid modification
Cellular component (GO): membrane; endoplasmic reticulum
Molecular function (GO): acyltransferase activity
Source: RefSeq, a predicted model, not a curated record